Molecule: messenger RNA, 1816 nt
Organism: Rhopalosiphum padi (bird cherry-oat aphid)
Lineage: Eukaryota; Metazoa; Arthropoda; Insecta; Hemiptera; Aphididae
Product: guanine nucleotide-binding protein subunit beta-like protein 1
Exons: 2
Coding region: 150-1097 (315 amino acids)
Molecular function (GO): protein binding
Source: RefSeq, a predicted model, not a curated record
UCUCUAUCUUUUUCUCAGUCAGUCACCCCAUAGUCCACACCGGUAAAUCGUAAUUCGGUUAUUUCAAAAAUCUCGAAGUAAAUAUUAAAUAAUUCCUAACUGUUAGUUAUUAGUAAAGUUUAAAAUAAUUUGAAUUUUAAAAAGAGAAAAUGUCAAAAAAAUUACCAUCUCCUAUUUUCACGUUGAAAUGUGAAAAAUUUACUCCAUACUGCUUGAAAUUCUAUUUAGAUGGUGAAAUUCUCUAUGUUGGCACUUUAAACGGAGAAAUUCUUGUCUGGAACCUAGAGUCCAAUCGUUUAAAAAACGAAAUUAAAGCUGGCACAGCGUGUAUAAUGACCCUAGAACUGUUGACCAAACAAAAUCAAUUAGUGUCGCAAAAUAAAGUCGGCGAAAUAAAAUUUUGGCAGAUAGAUGGUAUCGAACUCAAACUCCAUCAUACAUUAUCAACCCAAAUAAUUGGAUUUUGUAAAUUGGCCUUGUACAAAACAAAUAUGUUAUUGUGCAAAGGAGAAAAGUCUACAAUGAACUGUUAUUCUACUGACAGUUACGAUAAAAUUACUGAAUUUAAUCCUCACCAAGACAACAGUUUGGGAGAUUUGAUGGCCGUAAAACCUAUUGGUGAUUAUAUAUUUUGUGGUUAUGAAGCUAAUAUAGUUGUUGUGUGGCAGGAAGAUCAUAUUGUCAACCAGUGUAGCUUUCCCGAACUAGAAUGUUUGAUGGCUCUGGAUGUGGAUCAUAAUGUGACCAAAGGUAUUUGUGCUGGUAGCUCAAAUGUGAUAAACACAUUUGAUAUUACAGAGGGUAAUCUAAGCUUAAAUAAAAGCAUUAAGAUUACAAAUCCUGGUGUUAAUGUUUUGCAGUUAAGACCUGAUGAUAAAAUAGUCGCUGCUGCCUGCUGGGAUCUAACCGUAAGACUAUUUUCUUGGAAAACCAUGAAACUGUUAGCGGUUUUGGAUUCCCAUUCAUCUGGAGUCUUAAGUAUUGCAUAUUCCGAAUUGUCAGUAACAUUUUGGAAAGCUAAGUACUUGCUGGCUGUUACAAAUAAAGAUAACAAAAUCACUCUCUGGGAUGUCUACAAUGGAAAAGAUAAAGAUUGACUCAUAUUAACAUAUUAGUACUUCCAUAUUUCAAAGUGAUGCCAGUUCAUGGGAAAGUACAAAUUUUCAAAACAAAUUAUAUACUUUAUAGUCAAUAAAAUGUUUUAGAAAAUUGAAAAUGAAGCAAUUUGAUUACUAUAUAAAACACUUAGCAGAGUGUAUUUUUAUGUUAUGAACUUAUGAAGAACAUUUUUAAGUGGUUUUUUUUUUAACAAUAAAAACUUGAGAUUGAUUCGAGAUUUACAUUAAAAUAUCUAAAGAAAUUAUUUUUAAAAUGUAUUACAUUAUUUAGUUGUGAAAAAUAACUAUAAAUUUAUUUAUAAAAAACUGUUUUUUUUUUUAAUUCUAGUGUUUCAUGCUAUUCAAUAUUACUUGUAUAUUUGAGAUGGAUAAAUCAAAAUUUAAUAUUUAAUGUGUAAAUAAAAAGACACAAUAACCAUGAUAUAUGAUAAUAGAUUUUUGACAGAGUUCUUUGUAAUUCAUAUAAUCUUCAGUUCAAUGUACAACUGUAUGUCGUUUUGUAAUGGGUACUGAAUAUCAGUUUUACCACAUUAUUUUAAACUUUAAAAUUUUAGGGGGCAUUCCUGAAUUCAAUAAGGGGUACUUCUAUAUCUAUUGCAUUCUCAAAAUUUAAACCUGUAUAACUAUAUAAAUAUAUAUUUUAAUAAAUACAGUAUAUUUUUUUUGUUGCAAAAAUAUAUGAAUGUUUUAUAGAAUAA